AUGUCGCAUCGUUCUUCACGCUCCUACUACGAUUCCUCUUCAGCGGACAGUCAUCAGGCUGGUGGCCAUGAUGGGCGUCAUCGGCAUCGAGAGAGAUCUCGCAGUCCACAAACGCAUCGUCGUGCAGCCCGUUCCAAUUACUCACCUGAACAAGGAAGCCAUUAUGGCAGCAGCAGCAGCAGCAACAGCAACAAUCACCACCACCAUCACAACAACAGCAGUAAUCACCAUAGGGAUAAUCCACGCUAUUCGAGAUAUCACGACAAUGACGACUAUCGGCCAGACAGCCGCAGACGUUACGAUGAUCGCUCUCUUCAUUAUGAUGAUCCUCGUCACCAUCAUUCUCGCCAUCCUCCUCCUCCUCAUCAUCAACGUAUUGAAGAUCAAGGUCCAGCAAAACCCAAUAUCAAUGUGGUCCUGAGAAGCCUUCCUGAUAAAGCCACUGAGCAAGAUAUCCACAAGACACUUGAAGAUAUGGAAGGCAGUGUGGAUGAAGUUACAUUGAUCAGAGAUCGUGAUACUGGUGAAUCGAGAAAGUUUGCCUUUGUGAGAUUCACAAGCGUUGGACAUGCUGUGCAAUUUGUCGAGAAGCAUUAUCCACAUUUCUAUAUGGGUCAUCAUCGCGUCCGUAUCGAUUAUUGUCAAAAGGAUGGAUCGAGAACAAGCAAAUCAGAAUGGCGUUGUCCCACUUGUGGAAAGUUCAAUGAUGAAUCAAGACGUACAUGCGUUGAAUGCAGGAGUAUGGUGCAUGAAGGCACUAGAGCACAAAAAAGGUCCAAGGAAACUGAAUCGAUGGCUAUCAAUGAUGGUACUUCGGACGUGUCACAGAUGGCAAGCAACAUGCUGUUACUACAAAACCUGGAUCAUCUUUCAUCAGAGGAAUCGAUUUUCAAUGCUGUCAAGGAGUAUCAAGGGAUUCAACGCGUGCUGCUCAUCAAGGACAAGUUGACAAGAAUGUCAUGUGAGUUCGCUUUUGUGGAUUUUGUUAAUGUUCAGUGCGCUGUUACAGCUAUGCGUCAAAUGAAUAGCCAAGGCUUCAAAGUUGAUGGACGAGCACCCAAGGUGUCGUUUGGUAGUCCUGAUAGUUUCCUCCCGGCCUAUGCAGCAUCAGAGUGGACCGUACAAGCAGAUGUAGCUGAUGGACUUUGGAUGUAUCAUGAUGAGCAUGCAUAUGCUUCAGAGUAUUCACUUCGCUUGGAGCAAGAGCGUGCUGAGAAGGAGGAACAGGAGAAGAGAUUGGCAGCUGAACGAAAGAUGAAGCAAGAAGAGACCAGCAAAUCCAAAGACCCUUUGGAGGAUGAUUUAAGUGCAUUCUAUGCUGGUAUGGGAAGUAUCCUUUCAUCUGACGAUAAGAAAGAGUCCACAGAAGAUAUCUUUUCAGUCCCCAAAGUCUAG
Lichtheimia ornata is the source of this 1395-nucleotide messenger RNA. RefSeq lists its product as uncharacterized. The record is from RefSeq and is a predicted model, not a curated record. Gene Ontology annotation, biological process: mRNA splicing, via spliceosome. Gene Ontology annotation, cellular component: nucleus. Gene Ontology annotation, molecular function: RNA binding. NCBI's taxonomy places the organism in Eukaryota, Fungi, Mucoromycota, Mucoromycetes, Mucorales, Lichtheimiaceae. Bases 1 to 1395 code for a protein of 464 amino acids. The transcript has 8 exons.